UAGUGUGUUGAAUAGUGAACGGAGUAGUGUCUUGGUGGGUUUCGCAGGUGUCAUUCAAAUGACAUCUCAGUGAAUUUCUUAGUGCUGUGAUGUAAGUAAGCUAGUAAACAUUCAUUAACUUUUAAAUACUCACUAAUAAGACCCUUUUUAAAGGAUAGUGAGUAAUUCGCUGUGGUGUUAGGUCUAUAUGUUUCACGUGGGCAGCCUUACAGCUGUACUGCAAUUUGUGUAUGCUCUACUUCUGUACUAAUUGUAGUAGAUCUGACACGUCCACAUUAUUUAAGCGCUGAACUCAGGAACAUAAGAAGCUUUUACCUCUGCUGUUAGGAUUUAGACCAGUGGCCUGCGAUGAGCUGUCACUGAUCAUGAAGCAGAUUAAACCUUUGCUCCAUUGCCUGGGCUGCUGAUACCUGAAGACACCGUUGUACCUGAGCCUACAGGUUCUGCCAGUGAAAAAAAAAAACACACACAAGGAAACUUGGGAGCCAGAGUUUCUUCAUUCCUCAUUCAGCUCCAUUUAGUUUGAUUUGGUCCCCAUGAGUCUGUGUGUCACUCACAAGGUCGCAUGAGGAGUAAACAAGCUAGAGUGUAUUUCUUAUGAAGUGAACUUGUAUGUAGCAACAUACUUCUGAAAGCCCCCACCACUACCACAGCAUUGGCGCCAUUAAAAAAGGAACAAUGAAAGCUGUGCUUGCGUCAUCAGUUUUCCUGCCAGCGACAACACAGGAGUUUUUAAUCAAAGGUCAACGUUCUGACCAUGAAGUAUAGUAGGCUGUAACUGUAACUGAUGCACUGACCUGGUUCUUGGGAGGUACGGCUGCCCGAAAACAAAUGUUCAAGCUGGUUGAGAAUAUCAGUCAGGCAAACAGAUCAAAUGUUUGUUUUCUUUGGAAUGAUUCACUGUCAGAUAUUUGGCAUAUUUUUAAACUCCAGGCAAGUAGGAAGAAUGCACUGGAAUGGGGGUAGAGAGAGAGAGAGAGAGAGAGAGAGAGAAAGGAAGAAGAUGUAUUACUGGCAUUCCAGAAAAGCCUGUUCGCCAAGGGAACCACCUCUUUGGGGCUUUCAGUGGAAGCCAAUUAGAGUCACUAACAGAGUCACUUAAAAAAAAAAGAGUAUCCCUCCAGGGUGCAAGUCAUCAGUCAUCACCAAAUUCUCAUGAGCAACACUUGUGAAAGCGUGAGUGUGGGAGGCACUGCUGCCUGAAAACAAAUGUUCAGCUGGUUGAGAAUAUCAGUCAGGCAAACAGUGGAAUCUGUUUUGGUCGGUUGUUGAUCUGGAAGAUCUUUGGUUCACGUAGAAGUGGAUAGUGAGUGUUUCCAAGCACACUGCAGCUGACCCACUUCUUCCUCUUACUUCCUGAUUGACAGAGCCAUAAAAUCAUCAGUAAAGAUGUAGGUGCUUUUUGUGGGACUUCUGUUGAUUCGGGAAGUUGAUAUGUCAUGUUUGGGGCUAUCUCUCCAUCUCAUCUGCUGAAUUUCCAUGGCGAGCUAAGGGGAAGUGAGACUACUUGUCUAUUUUGAAAAAAAGGAGAUAAUGCACGUAUUCAGUUGUGUUCAUGUAUGUGGGCGUGUGUGUGUAUGCGUCCUUCUGUGACAUCAGCACCAGAAGCCACUGGCUAAGGCGUGUCCACGGUGAGAGCUGACAGGUGUGUAGGGUGUGUGGAGGCGUCAGCCAUGCACUCCCACCCACGUCUCCUCACGUACCUAUCACUCACCCCAGUGGAGCAGUUCUAGGCAGGCCGAGGUCAGUUUCUGCAACAUCAGGCAGCGUGGGGAAACCAGAGGCAGGCUAAACGGAAUCCUCCUCCAGCGAGCAGCGUGGUUUACUUUUUUAAUGCCGCGGAGCAUGAGAGGCGGGGAGGAGAUCGUGCAUCGGCUGGCUCCCUCCAGGCAGAAUGUUCGCGGAAAGGCCAACCGAGGCCGACCGCGGUUCUCUAACAGCCCACGUAGCCAACGCCUGAGACCAGCCGCCCUCCCACAGAUCAGGGACCCCAGCCCCACCGAGAUGAGCGUGGAUCCCUGGGUGCACCAUCACGAUCAGGCCACUUCGGAUCGGUGCCCCCAGACAGAGCAUCCAGACAAGCUGUGCCUCGACUCGUUCUGGAGCGAAGUGGAGACCAUCCGCAGCAGCAGCAGCUUCAGCGAGCCCAACCCCGAGAGACGAGACUCCAAGCACUCAGAAGAGGGCGAACAGGAGGAGCAGUGGCUUCAGGAUGCGGGCAUGUCUACUCUGAUCCGCGAGGACAGUGACGAGUCGGACAAGGUGGUGCUGCUGUCCACCCUGACCCGCACGCAGGCGGCCGCCGUCCAGCGUCGGCUGGACUCCUACACGUGCUCCCUGCGCAAGAAGAACAAGCCCCCCCCACGAGACGUCAGGGACAUAUUCAACCCCCCACGCUCUCAGAGUCCACUCACAGCCGGUCGGGACUCAGAGCAGGAGCCGAGGAAAAGCAUGGAGACCAUCACCAAAACCCCACUCUCAGAGAGGUCGGUGAGUGUGGACUCCCAGAGGGGAUUGCCUAAAGAGGAGACCUUCAUCACAGACGUGGCGUACUGCGAGCAGGCAGCCAUUCUGCUCAAGCAGGCCAAGCUGCCACCGACCACCAACCAGCACCGGAAAGAUGACGGCACACUUCCUAGAGUGGUCUGCCCCCAGUGCAGGCUAGGGGUGACCCGCAUCCAUGACCUCUCGCAGCAGGACAUGAAGAAGGUGCGACAGCUCGCCCUCAUCGACAUGACGGCUCUGUGCGACCUACUGGAGCUGGACGUCAAGCGCCACAAGACCUGCAAGAGGAAGAUCUCAGAAAGCUUACUUUUUGGGGUCUCCCUUGCAACGUUGGUGGAAAGCGACCAGAAAAUCAAGGCCAACACGAAUAUUCCUCUCAUCCUGCAGUCGCUGCUGUCUUUCCUGGAGAAAAAGGGGAUUGACUCUGAAGGGAUCUUGCGGGUCUCGGGGUCCCAAGCCAGAAUCAAGCUCCUGCAACAGAAGCUGGAGAGCACGUUCUACUCUAGCAGCUUCAGCUGGGACGAGGUGAGUCCCAACGACGUGGCGGCGCUCCUGAAGAAGUUCAUCCGAGACCUGCCCUCCCCGCUGCUGACCUCGGAGCACCUCAACACCUUCAACGCCGUCAGGGACAUCCCUGAUUUGAAACAGAGGCUCCAUGUGCUGAAUCUGCUCAUCCUCCUUCUGCCUGAGCCCAACAGGAACACACUUAAGGCUCUGCUGGAGUUCCUCAGUAAGGUCGUCUCCCGGGAGCGCCGCAACCGCAUGAACCUGUGGGCCGUCUCCACCAUCAUGGCCCCCAACCUCUUCCUCCACAAGUCCGUGCCCAGCCGCCUGGACGGCUCCGAGAAGGGCCAGGCCGAGCGCGCUGCCGACAUCAUGAGGCUCCUCAUCCGCUACCAGGACCUCCUGUGGAAUAUUCCCAAUUUCCUGAUGAGCCAGGUGCGUAAGCUGAAUGAGAACAGUAACCGCCGCUACCAGUUCUACGACAAGCGCAUCAAGAACCUGCUGAGGAAGAUCCACACCGACAGCAGGGACAAACCAGACAAGAACUCCACAGAGCCCUGCCGCACGGUGAAGAUCGAGGUGGGCGAGGCGCCGUGCAGCAGCAUGGAGGUGCGGCUCAACAUCAACUCGCGUGCCGCUGACCUGCUGGUCCAGUUCCACCGGGAGACGCACGCCUCGGACAACAGCAAGGGCCCGCUCAGAAGGAACGGAUCAGUCCACUACCGUGACUACGCCAUCUACGAGGUGGGAGGGAACAUCGGAGAGCACUGUCUGGACCCGGAGACUCACCUGCUGGAUCUGUACAACAACAACCCCGGCGGGGAGUGGGUGAUCCGGCUCAAGCAUGCGACCAGCAGGGGGCUCUAAGAGCCACUACACCUCAGCAAGAUGGAGGAGUGGAGCCUAGACCACACCAUGCCGAGACAGAGAGACAGAGACAGAGACAGAGAGAGAGAGAGAGACAAAGCCUUCAUAUUGCUUUCUCUCGUUCAUCUGGCUCUCACUCCUUCCUGUUUUCCUGGAUCUUUGACUGCAGACUAACGGUCGGGUUUGACCGUCUGAGGAACUGACAGCGUCGUGUCUGCUCUGACUGUCUGCUAGACACUCCCAGACACUCUAUGCAUGGAGCUCUCGAUCGGUGCCGCCACACAGACGGGUAUUUUUUUGGGCAUCUCUGUCUGCCUGCCGCCAUGUUGCCAUGGUAACUCAUGACCAGCCGUACCCGCUGUUUUCACUCCUCGUCCCGAGGCAAAACUCACAGACAUCUUAAAACAGAAGAACGUUUAUGUGUGUGUGUGUGUGUGUGACAUUGUUUGUGUGUGCGAUUGUUUGUAUGUGUAUGUGUGCAUGGCUAGAAGACAUCUUUGUUUUUGUGUGUGUGUUUUUUGUGUUUGUAUGAGUGUUGUGUUGUGCGUGUACAGCCAACCACAGAGGAAAUGAGUGAGGGACUCUGAUGGACUUAUAUUUGUUUUUUUAUCAGUUUCUCAUUCCGAGUGGGUGAGGAAUCCUCUUAAAGAGACUGUGAAUUUGUGAAGAAAGCUGUUUGAAAUGUUUUUUGAAGCUGGACUUCUGGUUGCUCACACUUUCAAUACACUUUGUUUAUUUC
Molecule: messenger RNA, 4615 nt
Organism: Clupea harengus (Atlantic herring)
Lineage: Eukaryota; Metazoa; Chordata; Actinopteri; Clupeiformes; Clupeidae
Gene: arhgap40
Product: Rho GTPase activating protein 40
Biological process (GO): regulation of small GTPase mediated signal transduction; regulation of actin filament polymerization; signal transduction
Cellular component (GO): cytoplasm
Molecular function (GO): GTPase activator activity
Source: RefSeq, a predicted model, not a curated record